Molecule: messenger RNA, 490 nt
Organism: Cuscuta epithymum
Lineage: Eukaryota; Viridiplantae; Streptophyta; Magnoliopsida; Solanales; Convolvulaceae
Source: the annotation of a GenBank genome assembly
UCCUGCAAUCGUAAAUGGCCAGAAGGUUGAGUCAAACUGUAGCUUACCUCAUGGGAAGGAGAGGCGGCGGCGCGCGAUCUGUUACCUAUUCCCUUCAUACUCGCUUCAGAAUGGGCCUCCCUGUCGGCAAGCAUCUCGUUCCCGAUAAACCAGUCCCAGUGAAUGAUGAGCUUGUGUGGGACAAUGGGACUCCAUUCCCAGAACCCUGUAUUGAUCGUAUUGCUGAUACCAUCGGGGAGUAUGUACCAUUGGCCUGGUUGUACGGUGGAUUGGGAUGUUUUGCAGUGCUAGGACUAUUAGCUGUCUGGAAUGAUAAAGCUGCUAAAAUCCCAUUUACACCAAAGGUUUACCCGUAUGACAACCUGAGAGUGGAGCUCGGGGGAGAUCCCUAGUCUAUGUAUCUUAAAUUGCCCGUGAAGGACCUGUUCUUGUUGUGGAGGUCUAAAUAAACCUGGAAAUAUAUGUGCUGUAUUGAACAUCUGAAAUGCCG